Messenger RNA from Fonsecaea erecta, 1431 nucleotides. Its product is annotated as protein transporter SEC61 subunit alpha. The record is from RefSeq and is a predicted model, not a curated record. Lineage: Eukaryota; Fungi; Ascomycota; Eurotiomycetes; Chaetothyriales; Herpotrichiellaceae. Gene Ontology annotation, biological process: post-translational protein targeting to membrane, translocation; SRP-dependent cotranslational protein targeting to membrane, translocation. The transcript has 4 exons. Gene Ontology annotation, cellular component: Sec61 translocon complex; membrane. Bases 1 to 1431 code for a protein of 476 amino acids. Gene Ontology annotation, molecular function: signal sequence receptor activity; transmembrane protein transporter activity; ribosome binding.
AUGAGUGGCCUCCGCUUCCUCGACCUCAUUAAACCCUUCACCCCCCUCCUGCCGGAGGUGGCGGCUCCCGAAUCCAAAAUCCCCUUCAACCAGAAGUUGAUGUGGACAGGAUGUACACUCCUGAUUUUCUUGGUCAUGAGCCAAAUGCCCCUCUACGGCAUUGUCUCGUCCGACACUUCAGAUCCCAUCUACUGGCUGCGUAUGAUGCUGGCCAGUAACAGGGGAACGUUGAUGGAACUGGGAACGACACCCAUCAUCUCCUCGGGGAUGGUCUUCCAGUUGCUGGCUGGAACUCAUCUCAUCGAUGUCAACCUCGAUCUCAAGUCGGACCGCGAAUUGUACCAAACCGCCCAGAAACUCUUCGCCAUCAUCCUGUCUUUCGGUCAAGCCUGCGUUUUCGUCCUCACCGGUCUAUAUGGGCAACCAAGCGACCUCGGGGCUGGUAUCUGCCUCCUCUUGAUCGUCCAAUUGGUGCUUGCUGGCUUGGUGGUCAUUCUCCUCGAUGAGUUGCUUCAGAAGGGAUACGGUCUUGGGUCCGGCAUUUCGCUCUUCAUCGCCACCAACAUCUGCGAAUCUAUCAUCUGGAAAGCCUUCUCUCCGACGACGGUUGACACCGGCCGAGGCAAGGAGUUCGAAGGCGCCGUGAUUGCCCUCUUCCACCUCCUCGUCACCUGGCCCGACAAGACACGUGCGCUCCGCGAGGCCUUCUACCGCCAGCACCUUCCAAACAUCAUGAACCUCUUGGCGACCUUGACCGUCUUCGCAGCCGUCAUUUACCUCCAGGGCUUCCGGGUCGAGAUCCCUGUGAAAUCCUCUCGCCAGCGAGGCAUGCGCGGCUCCUACCCCGUCCGUCUCUUCUACACGUCCAACAUGCCCAUCAUGCUGCAAUCCGCAUUGGCGUCGAACAUCUUCAUGAUCAGCCAGAUGCUCUACACCCGCUUCUCUGAUAACUUGCUGGUGAAGCUCCUGGGAACCUGGGAACCCAGAGAAGGCUCGUCCCAGCUGUACGCGAGUGGUGGAAUCGCCUAUUACAUGUCCCCACCCCUCAACUUCACCGAUGCGCUCCUUGACCCCAUCCAUACGGUCAUCUACAUCACUUUCAUCAUUGUCAGCUGUGCGGUCUUCUCCAAGACGUGGAUUGAAGUUUCUGGCAGUGCCCCACGCGACGUGGCCAAGACCCUCAAGGAUCAAGGACUAGUGAUGGCCGGUCAUCGUGAGCAGAGCAUGUACAAGGAGCUGAAGAGAGUCAUCCCCACGGCUGCUGCCUUCGGAGGUGCGUGUAUCGGGGCGUUAUCCGUGGCCAGUGACAUGCUUGGUGCGCUCGGAAGCGGAACCGGGAUCCUGCUGGCGGUCACCAUCAUCUAUGGAUACUUUGAGAUUGCGGCCAAGGAAGGAGAUUUUGGCCAAGGACUGAAGGGAUUGAUUGGUUAG